Messenger RNA from Rhodamnia argentea, 957 nucleotides. RefSeq names its product prefoldin subunit 6-like. Gene Ontology annotation, molecular function: protein-folding chaperone binding. NCBI's taxonomy places the organism in Eukaryota, Viridiplantae, Streptophyta, Magnoliopsida, Myrtales, Myrtaceae. The record is from RefSeq and is a predicted model, not a curated record. Gene Ontology annotation, cellular component: cytoplasm; prefoldin complex. The transcript is spliced from 7 exons. Gene Ontology annotation, biological process: chaperone-mediated protein complex assembly; protein folding. The coding region runs from base 197 to 589 and encodes 130 amino acids.
UGUCCUCUCCCUUUCGACUCAAAGGCUUAAACGAACGCCUCUGCUCGGUCGCUCACUGCCUUCGCUUGCGCGUUCGUCGACUAGCAACACGCAGCGACGCCACACUCGCGCAACCCUCGGCGUCGUCGGAGUCGGACCGCAGAAAAAUUGGUAGAAAUCGGCUUCAAUAGGGUGGUGACAGAAGUCCAAGACGAAGAUGGGUACUUCAACGGCACUUCGAGAUCUACAGCGGGAUCUUGAGAACAAGGCUAAUGACUUGAGCAAACUCCAGAAAGACAUUGCCAAGAAUCACCAAGUGAGGAAGAAGUACACUAUCCAGCUUGGGGAGAAUGAGCUCGUCCUUAAGGAGUUGGAUUUGCUUAGUGAAGACGCGAAUGUGUACAAGAUGAUUGGUCCUGUACUUGUGAAGCAGGAUCUGGCAGAGGCAAAUGCAAACGUGCGCAAGAGAAUUGAUUAUAUCUCUGCUGAACUGAAGCGUCUUGAUGCGACUCUGCAGGAUCUGGAAGAGAAGCAGAACAGCAAGAGAGAUAUGAUCCUGAAGCUACAACAGAGGAUUCAAUCUCUUCAGGCUGGGAAAGCAAAGGCAUAAUCUGGACCUGGUAUAUGUUCACCACAGGUUUCAGCAGUGAAAAGUCGAGAUCCAUAAAAUGGUAAACUGUAUGUAUGCCCUAUUGUCUUCAUUCAGGGACGAGUCUCGGGAAUGAGAGACUGGAGUGUGGGAACAUCUAUGACUAAGGUGAUUGCCUGAGAACAUUGGAAAAAUGGAGUAUUCCGAAAUGAGGUGGUGCGACUUUGAAAUUUUCCCUUUCGCUUUGAAAGUUUAGCUGAUGCCAUGGGCCAGAAAAAACUUGGGAACCGUCUCUUCCGUUUGAAAUAUCGUGUCAAUAAAUUGGAAGCAUAUUUUUUCUAGACAAAGUAUUACUCAUUCUGAAUUAUGAAAUGGCAGAGAUUUGCCAU